Messenger RNA from Stegodyphus dumicola, 2036 nucleotides. RefSeq lists its product as uncharacterized. Gene Ontology annotation, molecular function: DNA binding; ATP binding. The record is from RefSeq and is a predicted model, not a curated record. Gene Ontology annotation, biological process: DNA replication. NCBI's taxonomy places the organism in Eukaryota, Metazoa, Arthropoda, Arachnida, Araneae, Eresidae.
AUGUCUCAGUGGAACUCUCAGUGGAACCCUCGUGAGAAUGCUGACCACUUAGACGAAGCAUUUGCUAAUUAUAGGGAUUUAAACGAGGCAUGGAAUGUAUUCCAAACCAGGUACGAAGGCUUCGGAAAUGUGUAUGAAGCUUCAGAUGAAGGUAUUGCUAGCACAUCUCAGGAAACUACAUACAACGUUUCACCAUUUGAUGAUUCAUUUUUUCAUCCUCCAACGAAAAUAAAGUUUAAAAUUCCUGAAUUUUUGCAAGACUGCGUACGUUCAUUUAACAAUAGACGGGCAGGGAAAUUGGUUUUCGUUUUCACGUCUACGAAACAUUUUGCAGCGAUGGACAGAAUUAAAAGAAAUAUAUUUCGAUUUGUUUUCAUCGCGAUGUGGAAGACAAGUUACCAGCUACUCUUGUUUGUGCAGUUUGAACGUGAAUGGAGAAUGAAGGAUAUAAAACGCGAAUUUGCGGGCUGCGGAGUUACUAGCGCUGAAUUUUUUUACGCAGUUAAAGUAAAGGAAACUUAUUCGAAAAUAGUUUCCGAGUACGGCCAGCCAGAGAUGAGCGACGGUACUUUACCCGGCACUGCGACGGAGAAAAGCAACCAGAAAUUCAACCACGCCCAGCUGGCGGAAUUUGCAGAAUCGAGAAGAAUUACGGACGUGCAGAUUUUAAUGUGGGAAUAUGCGCAUUUAGCGCACAGAGACUGCGAUAGAACCGACGAAAAUUCGAAACAGCACGACGAAGACCACAUUGAGCAGAUGGAAAAUGCUAGGAAAUUUCUGCACCUCCCUGACAGAAAAAGAACUGCAAGAAACGCAGGUGACGUGACUCGAGCAGCCAUUUACGCGGAAUUAAACAGAAUACCCAACAUUAAAUACAUUGAAAAUGAAUCGCUGAUUCUAGGCGAGAGACUUGUGGAACAAGCGAACUUUCAGGCUCUAGUUGGGCAGGCCAGUUUUUACCUGUUUAACGUCGUUGGUUUCCACAAGUUUAAGUGCACGGCAGUGAUUCUUCUGAGCCUUUUUAUUCACGCCCAUCCAAAACGAAGAUACGUAUGUUUAAAAGGACCAUACAAUUCGGGCAAGACCACGUUUGCUUAUGCGUGGUGCUCGUUCCUCAACGGAACUGUUUUAUCGGUGAACAUAGACCCUAGCCGCAUGAACUUUACACUAGGAAACGCGAUUGGCCAUAGAUACGUUUUGUUCGACGACGUAAAAGGAGAAGAGACGGAGGACAACUAUGAAUUUCUGGGCAAGGGAGCUGGUUGGUCGAACUUAGAUAACUACAGAGACCACAUCGAUGGACACAUGGAGAUCAAUCUGGAAAAAAAACACGAGCAAUUUACAAAGCAAAAGUUCCCGCCCGGUAUUAUUACCACCAACAAUUAUUUGAUACCAUCUGCUCUGAUGGAACGGAUACAGGUCAUACAUUUUAAAGGUAAUAAACCUAUGUUUGACCUACAUCCGUUCACUUUAACGAAAGAACACAUCUACACGAUCCUAGUGAUGCUUAAUUUAAUUCCAGCGGAACCCCACAUAAUACAGAUUAUGUCAGAAUCGUUCAUCAAGUGGCAAAAGGAAACACGAAAAAGGCUGCAAGUGUCUUCAGAAGUAUAUCCCAGUUUGGCAAGUUAAAGACAAGGACAUGACCGAAGAACAGGCAAUUGCAUUGCUGCACUCAAUGAACAGCGAUGAUGAUAACGAUGCAUUCAUUGAAUAAAGUACUGUACAUUUUUGUUGAUAAACAGACCUUUUUUUAUUUAGUCAUUUUCCCAUUUACUUGUAUUAAAUAGUUUUCAUACAAAUUCUACUGCGUUCAGCCACAUACCUCUGCAAAAGCUGGUGAAAAUUAUGUUUUUUAGCUUUUUGAUUUGUAAAACUUGGUUUAUUAUUUUAUUUAUUUUUGAUACAGAUGUAUUUGAAGAGAUUUUAAUGUCUGUAGCGAUGGAUUUUCUCUUUUUGCCAACAGUUUAACUUUAGAACCAGUACCUGUUUUUUUCAGGUGAUCAUUUGGAGUCUUCAUUCCGUGCAGAUGUAAU